AUGUAUAUCAUUGGUCAGGAGUUUCCAGAAAUGGGUCAUGUCGAUGGCAGGAGCAUGGCAUAUGGAGUGUCCUUCCCAGUUGGCAUUGUCAAUCAUCCUCUCUUUGAUAUGUCAGUAGUACCCAAAGUUCUUUACCACAUAGUUCAUCUGUGCCUGAAGAAGAUCAACUACUUCACCAUAGGCUUCAUAGUCGUGUAUAAAGUUCUGGGCAGUGAGGUUGGGGCAUUAGCAAAUGUGCAUGAUAGGGCAGUUAGUGAGAAGGUGUCCCUAUUGGUCACACUCCUAGCAGAAUCUGGUCUUAGCAUUGUUUGGCAAGGAUGGUGGUAUAGAUUAAGGGAUGGGUGGGAGCCAGUUCCCAGGGAAAGGGUCUGCAUAAGGGUAAGGGAGGACAUUGUGGAUAUCAGUCAUGGGAAGGACGUGAAAGGGUUCUGGCACCAAGAAGAAGAGUGGGGACAAGAGAGUAGUGCCAUUGAGAAGUUGGGAGAGCAAGGAGGAAGUCAUAUCUUUGUAGAGGAAAGGUGGUUGGUCCCCUUUCCUUUGAUUUUGAGGGAGUAG
Messenger RNA from Heterobasidion irregulare TC 32-1, 555 nucleotides. RefSeq lists its product as uncharacterized. Lineage: Eukaryota; Fungi; Basidiomycota; Agaricomycetes; Russulales; Bondarzewiaceae. The transcript is spliced from 5 exons. The record is from RefSeq and is a predicted model, not a curated record. The coding region runs from base 1 to 555 and encodes 184 amino acids.